Aspergillus lentulus is the source of this 267-nucleotide messenger RNA. RefSeq names its product putative secreted peptide. The record is from RefSeq and is a predicted model, not a curated record. Lineage: Eukaryota; Fungi; Ascomycota; Eurotiomycetes; Eurotiales; Aspergillaceae.
AUGAAGUUCAGCAUUAUUGCUCUCGCCUUCAUCGGCUCUGCCCUGGCCGCCCCUGGUGCCUCUACCCCCACUCCUUCUUCUACCCCAGCGGCUUCUUCCUCUUAUGCGGCUUCCUCCAGUUGUAUAGCCUCAACCACUGCCAGUCCUUCAGCUACUCCCACCUUUCAGCCAGGCUGCGACCUUGAGCACGCGGGCAACAACGGCAAGCAUCUUGGAUGGUGCAAGAAGGCCAGGCCCUACACCUACAUGAAUGGAACAAGCAUCUAA